CUGGCUUCUCAGUAGUGCCCGGGCUGCAGUGAGGGCUCGUGGACGUAUACAUGGGCCGGGCCUGCGAGUGUCCCAUACACGUGGACCGGGAGUAACGGGAUGGCGGCUGCUUAGCAUCGUUUUACUGAUAAGGAGCGGGAGGAAACAAUGGAAGUAAUACAAGCGGUAUAAAGGAAUGGGGCUGUGUGGCAUGUGGGCUGGAAGUAGCACUGGCAUGAGGGUGGCAGCAGGGCCUCUGCAGGAUGUAAUGGACAGGGCAGGAAUGCAGCAUCUCUGCUGAUCUGAGACUUGGGUUCAUCUGCUGCUCCAGUUCCUUGUGAGUCUUGGAGAAAAAGGAGAGCCAGGCCAGUGGUACCCCUCUGGAUCACUGAUGGGCAGGCAUGCCAGCCCUGAAUGCCCAUAUAGCUUAACCCACAUUUAGGAUGUCGGAUCCAAGUUACUGGACAGCAUUCCAUGGCUGCAAGGGUCACCUGGCAAAGGGGGCGUUACUGCAGCGCUCCAAAAGCUGUAGGAGCAACAACAGGAAGAGUUUGGUGGUGGGAUCACCCUCACCUACACUGUCCCGUCCAUUAUCACCACUUUCUAUACCUACAGCAGGAAGCAGUCCCCUGGAUAGUCCAAGAAACUUCUCCACUAGUGCAUCUGUUAACUUCCCCUUUGCUCGCAAUCAUGGACCGCGCACUGACAGAGCGGAUGGGCGUAGAUGGUCUCUGGCAUCUCUUCCCUCUUCUGGAUAUGGUACCAACACUCCAAGCUCAACUCUCUCGUCUUCCUCCUCCUCCCAGGAGAGGCUACACCAAUUGCCCUUCCAGCCCACUGCGGAUGAAUUGCACUUUCUCUCCAAACACUUCCGAAGUACAGAGAGCAUCACAGAUGAGGAAGGAAGGCGUUCUCCAUGUAUGCGUCCUCGUUCCCGAAGCCUCAGCCCUGGACGAGCAUCUAUAAAUUUUGAUAAUGAGAUCAUUAUGAUGAAUCAUGUUUACAAGGAAAGAUUCCCCAAGGCAACUGCACAAAUGGAGGAGAGACUUGAAGACAUCAUCACGAACCUCUGCCCUAGUCGGACUUUACCUCUUGCAGAUGGUGUCCUUGGCUUUAUACAUCACCAGAUAAUUGAGCUGGCCCGAGAUUGCCUGGAUAAAUCCAAGGGGGCUCUAAUUACCUCUCGAUACUUUGUGGAGUUGCAGGAGAAAUUGGAAAAGAUGCUAGAAGAUGCCUACAACCGCUCAGAGAGUGAAGAAGUUUCUUUCAUUGUUCAGCUGGCAAGAAAGUUGCUGAUGGUUAUUGCACGUCCGGCAAGACUCCUCGAGUGUCUGGAAUUUGAUCCAGAGCAAUUUUACCACCUGUUAGAAGCUGCAGAAGGUCAUGCCAAGGAGGGCCAGGGUAUAAAGACUGACAUUCCACGUUACAUCAUCAGCCAAUUGGGACUCACAAAGGACCCAUUAGAGGAGAUUGUUCAGCUGGAUAACUAUGACGCAGAAUCCACAUUGCAGCUGGAGCAAGAAGAAUUUCAAGAUACUUGUAUUUCAAGUACACCUAACAGAAAGAAACCAGGAGAGAAUGAUUUUGAAACUAUCAAACUGAUCAGCAAUGGCGCCUAUGGUGCUGUGUACCUUGUCAGACACAAAGAAACUCGCCAACGCUUUGCCAUGAAGAAGAUUAACAAACAGAAUUUGAUCCUUCGAAACCAAAUCCAGCAAGUAUUUGUUGAGAGAGACAUAUUAACCUUUGCGGAGAAUCCCUUUGUUGUCAGCAUGUUCUGCUCUUUUGAAACCCGAAGACAUCUUUGCAUGGUGAUGGAGUAUGUGGAGGGUGGAGAUUGUGCUACACUUCUAAAGAACAUGGGACCUCUUACUUUUGACAUGAGUCGCAUGUACUUUGCCGAAACUGUCCUGGCAUUGGAGUAUCUGCAUAAUUAUGGAAUUGUUCACAGAGACCUCAAACCUGACAAUUUGCUGAUCACUUCACUGGGACAUAUCAAGCUUACAGAUUUUGGACUAUCGAAAAUUGGUCUUAUGAACAUGACAACUAAUCUUUAUGAAGGACACAUUGAAAAAGACACAAGAGAGUUUUUGGACAAACAGGUAUGUGGGACUCCUGAGUACAUAGCUCCUGAGGUAAUUCUACGGCAAGGUUAUGGAAAGCCUGUGGACUGGUGGGCAAUGGGCAUUAUUCUCUAUGAAUUCCUGGUGGGCUGCGUUCCAUUCUUUGGUGCCACGCCAGAGGAGCUGUUUGGACAUGUGAUUAGUGAUGAUAUUGUUUGGCCAGGAGGUGAAGAGUCUCUACCAACCGAUGCUCAAGAUCUUAUCACACGACUUUUGAGGCAGAAUGCAAUGGAUCGACUUGGGACAGGAGGGGCACAAGAGGUAAAGCAACAUGUCUUCUUCCGCUCCUUGGAUUGGAAUGGGCUUUUGAGACAGAAAGCAGAGUUUGUGCCACAACUGGAGGCUGAUGAUGACACCAGUUAUUUUGACACACGUUCAGAACGUUAUCAUCAUUUGGCUUCCGAAGAUGACGAUGAGACCAAUGAUGAGGAAUCGUCUGUGGAAAUUCGUCAGUUUUCUUCUUGUUCACAUCGAUUCAGCAAGGUUUACGGUAGCUCUGAACAUCUUGCUGCACAACUAAAUCUCAGCUUCUCCUCUACUGAGAGAAGCCAUAGUGAUGAGAAAGAAGACCGGAGUGAGAAGUGGGAGAAAGUCUUGUCUAAAGAUGAUGAAAAAAGCCUAAUCACUUCAGAAACCAGACUAAGGUCUUGGACAUCUUCUGGGUCUUCCCAUCACUCCUGGCUAAGCGAGCGCAGUGCAAGCCCAUGUGUGCUAACCAGUACAUGUAGCCUGGACACCAUGCCCAAAUUUGCAUUUUCUUCUGAAGAUGAGACCUCUGAUCACAAGUCUGACAACCCCAUAUUCACUUUAGGUGAUAGAAAAGAGACCUCAUCAAGGCCAUCAUCACUUUGCGAUAUAGUGAGCUUAAGCCGAACUCGUCUGCGCAGUAACAGCACUGGAGCCAAAAACUCUACUCCUCGCACUCUGGAUCCCGGAAUGAGUAGGCGACUACGGGGUCAGAGAGUGACACCUGAAAAACAGAGCUCUACUCCAGGAAGUCGUGUUCCAAAAUCUGCAUCUGUUUCUGCACUCUCAUUGAUCAUUACCUCAGAUGAAUUUGCCACUGGAUCCCUUAUGAGUCCCAUAUCCCCACAUUCUCUGUCAUCUAAUCCCUCAUCCAGGGACUCUUCUCCCAGCCGAGAAACAGCAGUGGCAGUGACAAGUCUGCGUCCCCCAAUAAUUAUACAUAGUUCUGGCAAGAAAUAUGGCUUCACCUUGCGUGCCAUCCGUGUGUACAUGGGAGAAAGCGAUGUGUAUACUGUCCACCACAUGGUUUGGAGUGUAGAAGAUGGAAGUCCAGCUCAUGAAGCAGGGUUAAGGGCUGGGGAUUUGAUUACACAUGUGAAUGGAGAAUCUGUUCUUGGUCUGGUACACAUGGAUGUUGUGGAGCUUCUUUUAAAGAGCGGCACGAAAGUGUCACUGAGGACCACUCCCCUAGAAAACACUUCUAUAAAGAUUGGACCAGCCAGAAAGAACAGCUGUAAAGGUCGUAUGGCCAGAAGGACCAAGAAAAGCAGGAAAAGAGAGAAUCAGGACAGAAAGCGUUCUCUCUUCAGGAAAAUUUCUAAGCAAUCCACAGUAUUACAAACCAGUAAGAGCUUUUCCUCAGGACUACAUCAGUCAUUGUCUUCCAGUGAGAGCCUUCCAGCUUCUCCAACCCACAGCCUGUCUCCUGGCCCCACAACCCCUAGUCGAAGUCCUGCUCCUGAUAUGCCCACUGAUAAUGUGUCGCCUCAAAGUACAUCUCCAUGCUCUAGUACACCAAGCUCACCUGCUGGUCACAUUCGGCGUUCACUGCAGUGUUUAGCACCCAUCGGGGGACAACGUUACAAGGUGGGACGAAGGAAGUCUACAAGCAGCAUUCCACCAUCUCCACUGGCUUGCACUCCAUCGCCUGCUCAUCAGGCACCAUCUUCCCCACAACGUUCCCCUUCUCCUUUGUUGCCUGGACAUUCUAGAGCCAGUCAUGGUGUUUUCCAGGGCAAAACAUUGUCACCUCCUGCCAUUGUACGACAAGGAGCACGUAGCAGGGUAACAGAAGCUCCUCGUUCACCUCUUUUAAAAAGAGUACAGUCAGUAGAAAAGAUGGCAGCCACUUUAAGUGGUCGCAAGACAACACCUCCAGAAAUUCAGCCAUGGGAGGAACCGCCUGAUGGCACAGAUGGUACAUCUGAUACUGGUAGUCGGAAUAAAGAAUGGGGAUCAGAAAAACAUGAGCGUGAUUCAGAAGUAGUAGUUAUGAGGAGGCUUAACCUGUCAGAGAGAAGGGAUUCCUUCAAAAAGCAGGAAGCUGUGCAAGAAGUUAGCUUUGACGAGCUGGAGACAGUGGGGAGUGAUUGUGUUUCUGAAGGGCAGAAAACAGAGGGCAACUCCGUGCUAUGGGAAAGACUGCCCCACCAAACCUCAUGGAUCCAAGCAAGACCAGCAAGUAUAUCAUCAGUAAUUACAGCCCAUGAACAUCACUGCCGCUUAGUGCCACAAAUUGCUGUUCAGACCUCUGAAAGUGAAGAGCAAGACAAGGCCUCUGGACACUGGGAGUGUCAAGCAUUUUAUCCCCUACAGCUUACAAGUAGAGACAAAUGCCAUCUUGUUUCUUGGCUGUCAGAGCCUUCAGCUGCCAGUCCAGAAAGACUGGAUGAGGGUCAUCUUACUCCUAUGCAGCUGUUUUCUGUAGGCGCAGAUGUGCACUUGGAAACUAACAAAGGGGGUAAGAGCAAAGAACGUGAACAGACAGAACAAUCUGUAAAGAAAACAAGCUGAGCUGUUUGCUGGUUAUGACUUUACGGUUGCACUAAGUGUUUUGUAAAAGCUUUCACACUAGAAAUGUCUACAGGACGCAAAGCUUUUUAUAGGACUUCAAGUGUGAGGCCAGGGAAAAGAUAUUAUUUUUUUUUUUUAAUCUUUUACUUUUUUAUGUAAUUUAACUUUCAUUGUAUGGUUUUGAUACUUUGUACUUGUAUUUAUAUAUGAUAUCAGUGGCAUGCCUUGUUUUUUAUUUUAUGGUUCAACCUUGAGUAGGAAAUACGUCAUCUAUGUUACACUCCUAUGCUUGCAUUUCAGUAUUCUAGAUUUACGAUGUUGGUACUACUGCUCAUGCAGAAGGACACCUGCAGCACCCCCAAUGUUGUCUUCUAAAUUACCUUUUAUGUAGUUUUUUGCCAGUAAAAAUACAAUAUUUAAAUUAAAACAGCUGUAAAAACAGAAAAAUUGACUCUGCCUUAAGUUGAGGCGCACUAGUUACCUAUUUGAUGGAGGUCCGAGAUCUCCAGUUAUCUUGUUUCACCUUAGCUGAAGACCAACUUGUUGUCCUAGGUGGCAUAAUAGCUGUUAUUUGGGACAUCAAAACACAGUAACAUAGGAAUGAGGAAUAAGAAUAACCUAGGAAUUCCCUAGUUAGCUUAUGACAAGAGAGCAGGCUCCUACAGAGUAAUGCAAAAAGACUGAGGGAUAUUGAAUGUGAAUAAAUACUGUAUGUAUUCAUUUUGGGAGCGUAGGGUUCCUGAACUGUGGGCUGAAGUAAAAAAUCAACUUUUCUCUAUUCAAGAGGAAACAAUGAAAAUACCACAGUCCACUGUGUCUAUUAAUUUGGCUACAAAUAUUUCCAUUAUUUUUUAUUUGAAGGAUAAAAUGUUUCUUUAAAAACCUUGUGUGAUAUAUGACAAUACCUUAUAUUGCAUUCAUAUGUGAGUCUAUAGAUUUGUUGCCGUCAAAUGCUGUCAUGAACAUAUAUACAUAUCUGGAAGAAUCAAUAUAUACACGCCACCUGUGUAUAAAAAAA
Molecule: messenger RNA, 5880 nt
Organism: Bufo bufo (common toad)
Lineage: Eukaryota; Metazoa; Chordata; Amphibia; Anura; Bufonidae
Gene: MAST3
Product: microtubule associated serine/threonine kinase 3
Biological process (GO): peptidyl-serine phosphorylation; intracellular signal transduction
Molecular function (GO): ATP binding; protein binding; protein serine/threonine kinase activity
Source: RefSeq, a predicted model, not a curated record